This is a messenger RNA of Bactrocera dorsalis (oriental fruit fly), 2934 nucleotides long. RefSeq lists its product as uncharacterized. The transcript has a single exon. The record is from RefSeq and is a predicted model, not a curated record. NCBI's taxonomy places the organism in Eukaryota, Metazoa, Arthropoda, Insecta, Diptera, Tephritidae. Bases 1471 to 2832 code for a protein of 453 amino acids.
AAAUCUUAAUAAAACGUAUGCAAUAUUGGAAGCGAAAUCAAAAACAAAAAAUCAUUGUUUAAAUAAAGGAAAAUUUAUAAGAAAUAUACCUUCUUGAAUAUGGAACGCAGGAAAUGUAGUAUCGUUGCAGUCAAAGCAUACUCCGCCAUUAGAAGGCGUAGAAUGGCACACUGAAGUGGUGAAACCUCAAGCUGGAAGUUAUAGGCAUGGAAUUUCAGAAUUCUCAUUGAAGUUUUGGUCAAUGCCUUAUUUUCAACUGAGUCUAAACGUCGGGCUUCUAGGCAAACCUAGGAAUUUCGAAGCAUGGAAAGGAAUUUUCUUUUCGGAACUCCAAAUAUCUCCUCCACGAUCAUUUCAACGUGAACUUUUACCAUAAAUAUUGGUAUUUGCUUUGGUAUUUGCGUUGGGCUCAUGUUCUUAGAUCCAUACGCAAAUAUAAGUGUUACAUGUAAUAUAGUCUAUGACUUCCGGUGUCUCGUACCUUACUGAACUGUCUAGCCUUAACUACAAAUUUAAUUAGCAACAAUGCAGAUGAAGAAUAAAUAUUUGCUCAAACUUUAGAAAAUUACAACGAAACUCGAAUAUCGUACCCAUAGACUACUAUAUGUAUUUAUAUAGAACAUAUAAAGAGUUUAUAACGGGUGAUGCAAGUAGUAAUUUUUUCAAUCGCAUUUUUUGACAGAUCACGCCUGAGUCGUGUCAAGCUCAUGUUAUUUUUGUUCAGUUUUGUUUGGCAUUUCAUCCUGAACAACGUUUACAAAUCAUUCAACUUUAUUACGAAAAUUCUGUUAAAAAUGUGUUUUGCGGACUUCGGUCAACUUGUGGUCAACAUAAUCGCCCUACUGAACGACUUGGCGCAUUUUACGUCGAGAUCUUAAAUUGAAAGCGUACAGGUACAAAUACAGCUUGUGCAAGAACUGAAGUAACUCAACCUCCCCAAUCGACAUCACUUCGCUCUAUGAGCUCUUUUCUCAAAUUUGCCGCAUUUGGGACAAUGCGCAACCUGAAGAGAUUCAAAGCUGCCAUUUCAUGUAGAAAAAACAAGAAUUUAGUGGUUUGUGGGUCGGUGCAAUCAUCGGUCCAUAUUUCUUCAAAAUGCUAACAGUCGAAUUGCUGGAACGAAUCAUUGAAAAUUGGACUCAACGGAUGGACCAUCUGAGACGUAGCCGUGGCCAACAUCUGAAAUAUAUAAUCUUCAAAAAAUUAUAAUGAAUGUUUUUUCGAAUUAUAAUAAACAUUUCUGUUUUUUUUUCUUAAAAAAAAAUACCUCAAAAUGGAUCACCCUUUAUAUAUAAAAAAUAUAUACUGGUAUAUAAUUUUGCACUAUAUACACUAGAUAGUUUUGCAAGAUAAGAGCGCCAAUUAUUAGCGAUGUCCCAAAGUAUUUAAGGCCGACCCACAACCAAAAUUUUGCAAGUAUUCUACUUCCGGUCGAGCAAGUAGCAAUUGCGGGAUUAAAAAAAAAUAAUAAUGGCGCUUCAGUACAUUUUAUUACUCAAAUUCUUGUUUCUGAACGCGGUGUUGGCACGAAACCAAAAUGUCUUGGAGGCUAACAAACGUGAAACCGUCAAUAAUUCGACGCUCUUGGAAGUGCAUGUUAGGCUCUUCAACGACUUGCUCGCCAAGGAUGCGGCGGUGAAGGAUAAAAAUAUUGGUGAGCCAAUUACCGUCAAAACACACGAUUGCAUAGACGAAUUGGAAGAUGUUUUAACGACAGCUGUGCAAGAUUACGACUGGUGGAGCGCAACUUAUCUCAUUAAAGAGGUCGUCAAUAACACACAAAACGCCACUGUACAUUACAUAGGCUAUAAAGUUUUGUGGCGCAAGCUAAUAACGGAUAAGCUACAAUAUGAUCCCGCUUACGUAAUCGAUUUCUAUUCGAUACUCAAGAAUGUAACGCGCGAUUUAGGCACCCGCACAGGACCGUUAAUUGCGCUCGAGACCGAAGUGCGCGCACAACUCGUGGAGCGUAGUGCGCAACUGCUUGAGGUGACACUGCAUCCCGCUAAUUACAAUAACAUAAACGCAAUUUGUAUGAAUACGUCAAAUUAUGAGGUUGCGCGACGCAUACUCACACAAUUGGACGCAACUAAAAUGGGUGAACAUAUUUUUGAAGAAAUUUUGAAUGUGACCUUCGACGCUGUCGAGCAGUUGGAGAGCAAAGUGGACACCGUUAAAGCGCUCAACUGUUUGGGUUUGAAUGCCAAUCAACGCUUGAUAGCCCACUUGAUGUUCUUGCAGCGCAACAACGAUUUGCAUGAGCUGCUAUACAACAACAUACAACAACUUGUGGGCAGUUGUGAUCUGAAUAGCUUGGCGCCAAAGUACUGGGAACGUAUUGGCGCUUUCCUGCCGACAUCUAUGGAGGUGCUGCAUAAUUCCAGCGCCGUGUGCAUUCACAAUGUGACCGGUAGUUUCGGUUACCUGAGCGAGUGUUCGCAAACCUCUUUGAUGUGCACUUUUCAAAAUGGGUACAAAUACCGUUCAGCCUUUCGAUUUGAGCGCCUCUUGGGCAACAGGUACAUUUUCCAGAGCAUUUUUUGGCAAAAUUAUAUAAAAUUAGAGAAUAGUGGCUUUAAUGGCAACAGUACCGUGCCGCCGGCAUUCAUAAAAAACAUUUAUGGCUCGGCAACGCCGAGUGUGUGGCAAGCGGUGUUCGUGGGCAACAACGUUGCAUUAGUGGACCCCAGCAUGCGUCAGUACUUGUGUGGUGGCAAUCAGAGCAUGUGGAGCAAUGCAGAGCAAUAUGUUUAUAGCCGACGUGCCGAGGACUUUCAGUUGUAUCAGCACGAGUGUCUUUGGUUGGUAGAAGACUGCAGUGAUAUGAUCUAGUUGGUGGCGCUGAAACACAUAAAUUAAUUAAUGUUAUUGAAUGUUGUCAAAUUGAAAUAUAAUGAAUUCAUUUUUUAUAUAAUCGAUAUUAUCGAACGAAUA